Messenger RNA from Daphnia pulex (common water flea), 1221 nucleotides. RefSeq lists its product as uncharacterized. Bases 141 to 695 code for a protein of 184 amino acids. The transcript has 3 exons. The record is from RefSeq and is a predicted model, not a curated record. Lineage: Eukaryota; Metazoa; Arthropoda; Branchiopoda; Diplostraca; Daphniidae.
UUGCGUGGUGGUUCAUGUUUUGGUUACUUGUUUGUAGCUGAAAGAGAAGUCUAGUGCCUAGCCUAUAAAAGAGAGUCGCCAUCCACCAGCCAGUCUUCAUUCCCAGAGUGCAUUUCAAACCGAACCCAACUAGCAAAAGAAUGUUUCGCUGCUCCUUCACGCUCGUCGCCUGCGCGGUGGCCGUCAUGGUGAUGGAGACGGGAGCCCAAAACACAUACUACUACCGCCCGUCCGCCCUGUCCAGCCGCUACAAGACAGUUCCGAACGUAGCGGAGAAGAAAUCCAUCAAUUCAAUCAAUUCCAUCGACGACGACGAUUACGAUUCAUUCAAGCCCGACUACAACACCUUCAUCAAACCAUACAACCCGUUCGGCAACAACGGCUGGGCACGGCCGGCAGCAGUGCAACAAAAGCCAACAACAACGACGCAAUACAAAUGGAAAUUCGACUCGAUCGAAUCGGAUGAAUCGGACGAAUAUUAUCGGAGACCAUCGACCAGGCCGGCCAAACCGGUGGCCAAUAAACCCCCAGUCUCCUAUUACCACUCGGAUUCCAGCGAGUCGGACGAGUUUUACUACAGACGACCAGCCUCCAAACCCAUUGCCAAAAAGGCGCCCAGCACUUAUUACCAUUCCGACGAGUCCGACGAGGAUAUUUACAGACGAUUCUUGGCGUCCUAUCGCAGCAAAUUCUAGAAAGCGCAGUUAAUAGCGCAACAACAACAUCGAAAAAACACGAUUCAGAGACGCCAUUUUGUUGUUGUUUAAGGACGGCCUGACGUGAUGCGCUCUCCUCAAUUGUUCCCAUGCGUGACGGUUUCCCUUUCACUUUUUUUAACAAAAUUCUUUUUUGUAUUUUUUCGGUCGACAGGUCACAGGUGUAUACUACUAUUAUGUAUACCCUAUAGCUGACACUGGGAGAAAAAACAACAACGUAGAGUGUGUGUGUGUGAUUUGCUGGCCCAAACUGCCCCCCCCCCAAAAGUUCGGACAACAAUUUUAUAGCCACCGACUUGAUCAACCCCAAAAAAUAAGAAAAAUCACGAACCGAGAACAAAUUUAAAACAAUUAAAUUGUGUUUCGUGUUUAAUUCGAAACAGUUGAAUGCCUCAAUUCAUGUAUAACAACAGCAACCCAGUGCUAUUACUCGUGUAUCAAUUUUUUUUUCUGCCAGUUGUAUUGUAUAAUCUAUUGUAUAAUAAUACACGAAAUUAUCUAAUGA